CAGAAUGUGGUCCCUAUGUCAGCGCCCUAGCUUUGUCCGGCCAGCGGUCAGGAACCAAGCGCGUCAGAACAUCCGGCUCGCACAACGCUGCCGACCCCAAAUAGUUGCUCGCUCUGCGGAUGAUACAACGGCUAGCACCUCGAACCAGGAGGAGCUACCAGAAGAACUGCGGGACCUUGCAAUUUCUGAGGAUGGAUUCCUCAUAGACACCAAAACGGGCAAGCAAAUCAACGAGAUGGGCGCCACACGGUUUGAUGUGGCGGUUCGUGCGCUUCGAGGGGAGCUCGACCCGCCGGAAUGGGUGGAGAACACGGAGCGGUCAUCCGGGAUCAUCCUGUCCGCGCUGUACCAGUUUCCCCGCAUGUACACGUUCCAGGUGGUGGGCAAGGCGGGCAGCAGCAGCAGCAGCGGCAGUGGCGCGGCGGACGGCGCCUCCGGUGCCGGCAGCAGCGGCAAGGACGAGUUCGUGAAGGCGGUGGUGGGCACUGUGUCGCGGGUGGCGCAGGCAGAGGUGGAGGACGGCAAGGUGGAGGUCAAGGAGCGCAUGGGCGGCAAGUACGUGAGCGUGUCGGUGGACGUCAUGACUCGGGCGCCAGAGAUUGUGGGCCUAGUGUACGACGAGCUUGGCAAGGACCCCCGGGUCAUGAUGCGCUUUUGAGCGAGGAGGGUGCGAGGGGUUCUGAUCGAGAAGGGAGGGGAUCGCCAAGAGGGGGCUGAGCUGGUGAGCAAGGAGCGCGUUGCGCCGUGCGCGGUGUCGGGGGGAGCAGCGGGCAGGGACAGUGAGUUAGCGAGCUGUACGUGAGCCGGAAGCAGAUACGGGAGAGCGGGGCGGUAUGAGACGAGAGUAUAAGCGUUCCUUCGGCUUGGAGUGCGUGUGGCCUUGAGCGGCCUUGCAACGUGACGGUGUGGCCGUGUGGGUCCACAAGACACGGGCUUGCCAUUUGAGGCUGUAGGCUUUUUACACCGGCCUCG
Messenger RNA from Chlamydomonas reinhardtii, 972 nucleotides. RefSeq lists its product as uncharacterized. The coding region runs from base 236 to 658 and encodes 140 amino acids. Lineage: Eukaryota; Viridiplantae; Chlorophyta; Chlorophyceae; Chlamydomonadales; Chlamydomonadaceae. The transcript has 5 exons. The record is from RefSeq and is a predicted model, not a curated record.